GUGAGUGCUCUCAAGGCAGAAAAUUCGAUGAUGACCAUGACAACGAUGGCUGACGGUCUGGAGGCUCAGGACUCGUCCAAGUCUGCGUUCAUGGAGUUUGGGCAGCAGUCGCACUCACAGCAGAGCUCCCCGUCGAUGGCCGGCGGACACUACCCGCUGCACUGUCUCCACUCCGGCUCGCACGCGCACCACCAGCACGAGAACAGCGCGUACCCCGGGAGCAACACCUACAACAGGUCGUUACCUUACCCGUACGUGAGCCACGCGCACCACAGCCCGUACCUGCCUUCUUACCACAACAACACGGGAGGACAGACAAGGUUAGACGGCGCAGAGCAGCAGAAAACGACAGUGAUUGAAAACGGGGAGAUUCGUUUUAAUGGGAAAGGCAAGAAGAUUCGCAAACCGCGGACGAUUUAUUCCAGUUUGCAGCUCCAAGCACUGAACCAUCGUUUCCAGCAGACGCAGUACCUCGCUUUACCUGAGCGCGCGGAGCUGGCGGCCUCUCUGGGACUGACACAGACACAGGUAAAGAUUUGGUUCCAAAAUAAGAGAUCGAAGUUCAAGAAGCUGCUAAAGCAAGGCACCAACCCGCAUGAGAGCGACCCCAUACCGGGCUCCAUGUCCCUGUCCCCGCGCUCACCGACAAUCCCUCCAAUCUGGGACGUCUCGGCCUCUUCCAAAGGAGUAAGCAUGCCGGCCAACAGCUACAUGGCCGGCUACUCUCACUGGUAUUCCUCACCACAUCAAGAUUCAAUGCAGAGAUAGACUGGCAGAGUGGUGAGGGAUCAGCGAGCUGGUCUGGAGGCACCGCCGUGCAUUUCUUUCCUACAACAUGCGUCAGCGCAAAGACUGGAUGCUGGAGAGGACAUGGACAAAACACAGCCAAGCCUCCGGUGUGGUGUCACAAACAUGAGGACUAAACCUUUUUUACAUGGCUGUUCAUGGCAUUUGUUCUGCUUUCAUUCAUGUCAGUAUCUGAAUAUACCAAAUAAUCCAAGAGACAUUAUUUUCUGGAAGGAAAGA
This is a messenger RNA of Nematolebias whitei (Rio pearlfish), 1026 nucleotides long. It is a transcript of the gene dlx6a, whose product is annotated as distal-less homeobox 6a. Gene Ontology annotation, biological process: cell differentiation; embryo development; regulation of transcription by RNA polymerase II. NCBI's taxonomy places the organism in Eukaryota, Metazoa, Chordata, Actinopteri, Cyprinodontiformes, Rivulidae. Gene Ontology annotation, molecular function: DNA-binding transcription factor activity, RNA polymerase II-specific; RNA polymerase II cis-regulatory region sequence-specific DNA binding. The transcript has 3 exons. The record is from RefSeq and is a predicted model, not a curated record. Bases 28 to 768 code for a protein of 246 amino acids.